Molecule: messenger RNA, 5821 nt
Organism: Fopius arisanus
Lineage: Eukaryota; Metazoa; Arthropoda; Insecta; Hymenoptera; Braconidae
Product: mucin-5AC
Exons: 6
Coding region: 880-3660 (926 amino acids)
Source: RefSeq, a predicted model, not a curated record
ACACAACUAAUAUUCUAGCUAGUAAUAUUAAAUCGGUUGGUUCACAAUAUCUCAUGUGUUUGUAGUCAAUUGAAAGUGAAUUUAAGGUGUUAAAAUAAUUACAAGAUCAAAGAAAAAUAUGUAAUAAGCAUCGGCAUCAUGGUUUCUUUCUUUCCAUGUUCAGAGAUUUAUUUAUAUUAUUAAAUAAACAUUCAUAUAGAGUUUCGUCGUAAGACCACGCAAACAGCAUCUCCAAGAAAUAAUCACCUCAUAGUAUAAUAAAUAUAUUUAAUAAUAAUAUUUUUGCUCUUUCCAAUAGAACGAUUACAGAGUUUCCAUUUGAAAACAAAAAACAUAAUUUUGAGGUAAAAAUAAAAAAUCCUUCAAUAGAACAAUUUUAACUUAAGAUAUUUAUAUUGAAGUUAGUUGACGUUAUUCUUGGAUAAUUAGUGAAGAAAUGGUGGACUCAUCUUCAAUUGAUAAAAAUAAUGUAUCUAGCAUUCUCACUUCUAUUCACCUCGUGUUAUUCUCGUUGAUCCAUUGGAACGUCCACUUUUCCACAUGUACUGGUGGGGUUUGUCCAGAUCCAAAGUGGCUUGUGGUGGGUGGCGGUAUAAGUAGAGGCCUGGAAUCGCCGGCGUUCUCAUACCCUCACUACAUUCAUCUACUGUUACUUUUACUUUUUCCAAAUCUCCAACAAAAGUCACUGGCACACCCGGACCAACCGCGACCUUCCAUCCUCAUUCCUCCGUGUGUUCAUCAGUGAGUUAUCAUAAUGACCAUCAAAUGAAGUGCAGUUAAAUCACUAAAUCAUACAAUCUAAUCUACCUCUUCUUUAUUAUUAAAAAUUGAACAUUGAAUAUCGAUCGAGAGAGCGUAAAUCAUCAGUGAAGUGCAGAUAUGUGGCGGAAGAGUUUGACGUUAUUGUGCUGUACAGUUGCAAUUGCACUGUCUGAAGAUCCUAAACAGACACCAGAGUAUGUGAACAUCAGAUCUACACCAGGGGCUCUGCGGGCUGCUGAUACUUCAGACUUCGCAACCUCCCACAAGCUCCCAGAAGGCAUUCCCUACCCAGCGGACGACCCCGAGGACCCCCUGGACAGCCCAACCCGAGCCCAACAAAAACAAGAAGUGAUUCAACGCAUCCAAAAACUCAACUCCAAACUCGAUCUCCUGCAACCAGUCUCGCAGAGUCUGGACCCCCUGAAUUCCCCCAAUGACUCCAUUAACACGAAUUCAAAACGUCAAGCACGAGUCCAGCUGGAGACCUUCAGUUCCACUGGCUUCAUCCCCGAAGAGGGGCACAAACUGAGUUCUGGCUUCAGAAGACACGACGACGACAUCGAUGAAGACGAAGAAGAGUUCCCAAAAGUCCAAAAAUACCGACCAAAUACUCCAGACGAUGAUCUCCUCCCAGGAGUUCAAAUAAGCGCUGAAUACCCGACGACAAUGCAUCCAGUAUUAACUACAGAGCGUCAGCAGUACUCAAGGGCGUCCUUCGACUUUGUCCCAGUCAACAUAAUCAGGGAAGACAGCAAGGACAACUGGACACCAUUCGCCAACCGCAACUUCGAUGACCUCGGUGAUGUGAGUCUAGUUCCGGCUGGAUCAAACUCCCGGAUACAAAUAAAGAAAGGACCGAAUGGAAAAGAUUACGAGUACGAAUACGUUUAUUAUUAUUACGACGAGGAAGAAGAAGGCAAGGCAGGAGCUGCUAGCAGCAAUCAGGAGGGAAUCCGUACGACUCCAUCAUCAUCAUCAUCUCCAUCAUCGAGAAGGAGUGGAUCAUCCGGCAGGAGUAAAUACAGUUCUGUCGAUCGAUCGACAACCGUUGAACCCGUUAGCAAUGAAGUUCUGCCUAAUAGAGUGGGAAACAGGGGCAGGAACUUGGAGAACGAGGAGGUAAACGAGGAGAGACUACCCACGAAUACGAGGUUUCCACCAAGAUCAAGAUCCAAUCACAAUACUGGAACCACUGAGCCCAGCAGAAACAGGGGCAACAGGCCUAGGCCGAAUUUGGAUCUUGUGGAUUCUAGCAGUUUCAGGACUCAUCAGGAGGGACCUGAGUUCCCUCAGACCUUGCCCAAGGGACCUGUUAGGUUUCUAGGUGUCACUCCUAAUGAGAGUGGAGAAGGUGGAAAAGUUAGGGGAAGGCCACACAGAGUACAGGAACCUGCACCGGUUCUUGAGAGAGAGGAUGAAGGAAGGCGACGACCCGAUCCUGAACCUGCGGUCGAAGUAGAAUUAAAUCGUGGCCAGCCAUCCCGAGCUCCGGUAGAAGAGGAGGAAACCUCCACCUCUGCAGUCCUCAGGGAAGAGAAACUAGGUGAAGAGAAAAUGCUGGAGAGCACGACACUAGAUACCCCAACUACUGAAUAUCCAUCACCAAUGGACAAAGUUGCUCUCGACCUUUAUGCCUUCCUCCAGCAGGGCCAGAAUAACCUAGUGGACAGUGUGACCGAUGCUGAUGAUUCCAAUGAAAAUACCACUCUAGUUGACGAAGAUUCGACCACUAUCCUUCCUACAACAACCGAUGGUAAUCCAACUACUAUCGAUGCUAUAACAACUACUGAGGCUACUAUCACCUCCACAACAACUACAACAACAACCACCACCACAACGACUACAGAAGCUCCAACAACCCCGGCAUUACCUGGAAGAGGGAAAUUCAGGAGACCUGCAGCACCUGGUGGUGUUGGAAAUCGAAAUAGAUUCAAAUCUGGCGGUUCUUCGACAACAACAACAGAAAAUCCCUCCCCAGCUGAGCCAACUCAGAGGAGAAAUCGAUUUGGGGCUAGCUCAGGAGGAUUCAAGCGCCCCAGACCCGGAUCAAAGGCUCCUGCACAAGAGGAAGAAAUCCAAAAGGACUCAGCAAGCUCAACAAAUUCAGAGAAACCUGGAAAUGGAAGGAACAGGUACAGAGGAAAUGCCGCGAAGCCCGCAGUGUCCACGACAUCAGCCCCAGCAUCUCCAUCAUCAUCACCGUCUUCAGGGGUUCCUCGGCCUACUUUCAACAAGAUCAAUCUGAAUCGUCGGAGAGGCAGACCCACAGCUGCACCUCCAGCUGUCAAUGAAGAGAACCAGGAAGCUGGUGAGACUGCAGGCCCUGAAGGCCCCGAGUCAUCAACCACAGCGAAAUCACCGCUGAGACCUAGAUUACCUGGUGCUGGACCGAGACCUGUCAGGCCUGGAGCUAAAAUUAAUCUCAGAAGACCUGGACAACCUACGACAACUGCUCCACCUCCUGAGGUACAGGAGGGAACUCUUGAGGAACCUGCUGGAGAAGGAACCGAAGAAGAAACUCAUGAGACACCAGCAGAAACGAUUCCUCCCACGAAACACACGACCCAGAAUCCGUUGAACAAACUUCGCAACAGAAAUCGUCUACAAGUCCACCCGAAAACAACAACCCGAUCACCAUUGCCAACGGCCCCAAGGAAAUCACCACUUCUUCCACGUCGGAGAACUACAGAAGCACCAGUGGUGGAGUCUACCCUGGAGGAUGGAGGAACAGAGGGUAACGAAACACCACAGGAAACCGAAAUCACUGAAGCUGCAUUACCAGAAACUAGCACAGCUGCCAGUAGCAAACACGAGGAAAUCCGAGCUCGCACAGGAUUACUAGCUCCAAGACGCAGGAUAGCACCCCGACGUCCUGGACAAAUCAUCGGUCGCGAAUAAUUACAACAUGUAGAGAAUACCCGAGCAAAAUGAGACAUCCCGGCAAAACGGGCUGCGAGGACAAAAUGAGAGUCGUGGGGAAAUAUUCGAUCGUAAGAAUCCAUUAUUCAACAUUUCAAUUUUUCCACAAUUUUAUCACAUUUAACUCAUAAAAAAUGGAAAAUUCUCAGUAGUAAUAUCCCAAGACCUUCAAAAUUAUCGGAUAUUUCCCGAGAGUUUCCAUGCGUAGCAACGAGAGAGAUGAGUUUUGCGGGCUAAAAAUCUUUUUCUGCUAAACUUAUCCCGAUCGGUGAUACGCAGGGGGAGGGAAAUAUCCGAUUAAUUUUGAAGGUCGAGGUGUAUUCGGGUGGAUUAUUUUUUUCAUUCCAAUUUCAAGCAAUUAAAUUAUAAGUAAAACGGUUUUAUUAGGAUAUCUCAAUUUUCAAUUUUUUCAACCGGACAGUUUUGGGGCUCGAAACGCGUAAAAAUUGUUUAUCGGAUAUUUUCAUUGCUUAGCAACAAACGGGGAACUUUUCGAAAAAUAUCCGAAGUAAAACCGUUUUACUUAUACCAAAUUAAAAUUGAAAUUUUACGAUCAGAAGCAAAAAAUGAGCGAUUCAAAUUAGAUGGCGCAUUUUUUUUAAAUUUUGAAAAAUAAAAAAGUAAGAAAACAAUAGGAUAAUUAAAAGAAAAACUUAAAUCCGCAGAAAACACUCGAACACUUUUAAAAUGUUUCUCAAAAUUUUUUGGCGAAAAUGAAAAUGACUGGGAAUGAGGUAAACGCUUUUUCAUGAGUGUCCCAUUUUGCCCCGUAUCCUAUAACAGAAGAUCAAGUGGUAAUGACAGAAAUCAAAUGCAAAAAUCAUCUUGAUGCGAUUAUCCAGAGGAUGACUGAAUUCGAAAUAAAAUGUCAAGGCAUUUUUUGAAGAUAUUGAAUCUUUAAAAAUAAUAUACUUUGUUGAUUCCUCAUACACUCUCGAUGGAAUACGAGAAAAGACAUGCCUUGUAAGAUUUUUCUGCUAGAAUGGAUCAUUAUGCUGGGAUGAUUCAGCAAUUGAAACGCAAAAUCAAUUACAUUGACUGUAAUUAUUUCACUAAUUUUCUAACGACUUCGUUACAUAAUUGAAAAGAACCGUGGGAGUCGGAUGGAGAACUGGUGAUUGAAGGAAAUAAUUCUUCUUAAAGAAUCUCAGGACGGAGAAUGAAUGAGGAGAUGAAGGGAAAUUAAUGCUUGAAGAUAUGGGAAAUUAAUCUUCUUACACUUAUUGACAAUUUUUCACGAUCAAUUCCUUUCAAUAAUAGAAUUCUCGAAUUUAUGAAUUUAACAGCGAAGCGGUAAACUCGGAUAACUGGAUUUUGUUCGGCAAUAUCUCGGGAUUGAAGCAACACAGCGAAAUUUUUGAAUAAACAUUUUUUAUAGAAAAAAAUGAGAGCUGAAAAAAUGGUAUUUAUGAAAAUAUUGUUAUCUUCCUUGGAUCUCGAGAUAUUAACUGAAAACUCGCCUCGAAAAGAUUGCACUUAUUCUAGGGUUCUACUUCGCGCCACCAAUCGGGAAUAUGAAUUUAAAAUCGCUUGGUCAUUAAUUUUUGACGGAUUAGUAUUGAGGACAACAUUAUGUAAACACUAGUCUCAUAAUUGCACUUGAAAAUUUAAAAUAAGUGCCAUUUUUAUCAUCGACAGUGACCAGUGAAUAAGAAGUGAUGGAAAACUCUUUCAAUCAGAUUCAAAAAAAAUGUAGCGAAAAAUUUGAAGAGGAAAUUCAGUGGCAAUUGUUCCUCUGAUAAUUCACUAAUAUUCCACUAAUGAGGGAAACUAUUGAGAUUCAACGACUGCAUUCCCUCAAGUUUUUGUUUCUCUCUAUAAAUAAAAAAUUGAUCGAUUGAUUUGAAAAAAUAACUUGCACGUUUCAAUUGGAGUAAAAUGCAUUUUCAUAUUGUCUCAAAUUUUAUGUGAUGAUGAAUUAUGAUAAACGGUGAUGACUCCUAGACUAAACUUAGAACUCUAAUUACGUUUAUUUUAUUUAAUGAAGCAAUGUUUACUGUAAUUUUCUCCGAGUUGUAAUUGCAUUGAAAUUGUACGUCUCAAGUGUGUCCUCCAGUGGUAUACAAUGAUUUUGAUUUUUAAGAUAAGUUUAUAAAAAAAAUAUGUAAAUAUGCUUAAUAAAUAUCUGCCUAAGGAAUAA